This is a messenger RNA of Thalassophryne amazonica, 3981 nucleotides long. It is a transcript of the gene ncam1b, whose product is annotated as neural cell adhesion molecule 1b. Gene Ontology annotation, cellular component: plasma membrane; neuronal cell body; axon. The record is from RefSeq and is a predicted model, not a curated record. Lineage: Eukaryota; Metazoa; Chordata; Actinopteri; Batrachoidiformes; Batrachoididae. The transcript has 23 exons. Gene Ontology annotation, molecular function: protein binding; axon guidance receptor activity. Bases 96 to 3713 code for a protein of 1205 amino acids. Gene Ontology annotation, biological process: homophilic cell-cell adhesion; synapse organization.
GAGAGAGAGAGAGAGAGAGAGAGAGAGAGAGAGAGAGAGAGAGAGAGUCCCCAGAUUAAACAUUAGCUUCGCCGUUGGACACUCCGGGAGUUACGAUGGUCCAGUCGAGGGAUAUUUUUUUAUUCUUUCUUCUUGCGGGCUGCACAGCUUCGCUGGAAUUGCAGAUCACCCCGAGUCACGGUGAGAUUAGUGUUGGAGAGUCGAAAUUCUUCAUGUGCGAGGCUGAUGGCGCGGUGAAGCACAUAGACUGGUUUGGACCCAGUGGGGACCGGAUAGAGCCAAACAGACCUGACAUAACGGUAACACGGAACGAUGAGUCGUCCUCCACCCUCACGCUCUACAAAGCUGGGACCGGCAACGCAGGCAUGUACAAGUGUGUCGCGACCAACGGAGACCAGCAGGCUGAGUCCACAGUCAGAGUGAAGAUCUUCCAAAAAAUCACCUUCACUAAUGUGCCUUCACCCCAAGAGUUUACUGAAGGAGACAACGCAAACAUUAUCUGUGAUGUCAUCAGUUCACCUCCACCUACCGUCCUUUGGAAAUACAAAGGGGCAAGAAUACAGAUGGAAAAAGAUGUUCGGUUUAAGGUCCUUAGCAACAGUCACCUUCAGAUCCGCAGCAUAAAGAAGAGCGAUGAGGGCUCGUAUAUCUGCGAGGCUCGCCUCAUGGCCCGUGGCGAGAUUGAUCUUCGGGUCAUCAAGGUUGUCGUGAAUGUCCUACCUACCAUCAGAGUGUGGCAGACGGAGGUCAACGCCACAGCAGGUGUGGGUCAGUCUGCAGUGCUGACCUGUGCUGUUGAUGGUUACCCUGAACCCAUGGUGACCUGGACAAGGAAUGAAGUGGUCCUCGAGGUGGGAGACAAGUACAGCUUUAAUGAAGACGGCUCAGAAAUGAGUGUAAUGGAUGUUGACAAGCUGGACGAGGGCGAGUACACCUGCAUCGCCAAGAACAAGGCUGGCAAAGCUGAGCAGGAGCUCAGCCUGAGAGUGUUCGUGAAGCCCAAGAUCACAUUCCUGGCAAACCAAACCACCUCAGAGAUGGAGGAGCAGGUAACUUUGACCUGCGAGGCUUCAGGAGAUCCAACUCCCACUAUCACCUGGAGCUACAGCGGCCACAUCUUCAGUGAGGGAGAACAGGCACAUCUAAACAGGAUCUAUCAGGCAUCGUGGACUCGGCCCGUGCAACACAAGAGUCUGGGAGUUGUAGUGGUGAGGAGCGACGCUCGCGUGUCCUCUCUCACGCUGAAGUACGUCAAAUACACAGAUGCUGGCGAGUAUCUGUGCACAGCACGCAGUGCCAUCGGAGAGGAUGAGAAGCCGGCGUAUCUAGACAUCCAGUAUGCACCAAAGAUCCAAGGUGUGGUGGCGCUGUACACCUGGGAGGGAAAUCCCGUCAACAUCAGCUGUGAGGUUCAGGCCCACCCUAACGACGUGUCGAUAGUGUGGCUGAGAGACGGACUGCAGCUGCCCAGCCCCAAUACAACCAACAUGAAGAUCUUCAGAAACCCGUCAGCCAGCUACCUGCAGAUAACCCCCGAGUCUGAAAAUGACUUUGGGAGCUACAACUGCACGGCUUCCAAUAAAAUGGGAACCGAGUCCAAAGAGUUCCUGCUCAUUCUGGCCGAGGUACCAUCAGCUCCAUUCAUAAAUGAGGUACAGCCCUUCUCAACCACAGCACUGAUCCAGUUCGAGGAACCGGAAUCCACUGGUGGUGUUCCGGUCCUUAAGUACAGAGCUGAGUGGAGGACACAAGGAGGGGGGAACUGGGUUCAAAGGCUCUAUGAAGCCCAAGAUGGCUCUGUCGCCGAGGUGACCAUCACGGGCCUGAAGCCAGAAACGCGCUACGAAGUGAAGCUGUCGGCCAUCAAUGGCAAAGGCGAGGGUGACAGUAGUGCCGCCGAGGUCUUCGAGAUGCAGCCUGUCCUCGCCGCAGAAGGGAAUCCCAAUCCUCCCAAACUCGAAGGGACUCUUCAGACCAAAGGCAACUCCCUCAGAGUCAAAUGGACCAAGCAGGAUGACGGUGGCUCGCCCAUCCUUCUUUACCUUGUCCGCUAUAAACCAAAACACGCCUCAGAGUGGAAACCAGAACUCCGGCUGCCCAGCAGCAGUGAGCAAGUAGUCCUUGGCGGGUUGGAGUGGGACACAGAAUACAAUGUCACCGUGGUGGCAGAGAAUCAGAAGGGCAAGUCAGAACCGGCGACUGUGUCAUUCAGGACGCCAACGGAACCAGCUGCCGUCCCAGCGGAUCUGGACGAGGACGCCGCCCUCUCUAAGGGCAUCUUACUGUGGGCGGGGAUCCUCGUCUUUGCCUUUGUGCUGCUGCUGUUGGCUGUGGACGUCACUUGCUACUUUGUCAACAAAUGCGGCCUGAUCAUGUGCCUCUGCGGCAAAUCAGCCUCCGGAACCAAAGGACACGGCCUGGAAGAGGGCAAAGCCGCCUUCAUAAAGGAUGAAUCAAAAGAGCCAAUAGUGGAAGUCAGAACAGAGGACGAGUGCACAGCCAAUCACAAUGCAGCAGGACCAACGGAGCCCUGUGAAACCACGCCCCUCACCGAGCCAGAGCUGGCGGCUUUCACCGCUGCUCUGGCACUGGACACGCUCUCCUCCGUAGCCACCAGCUCUGACACAGCCACUGCGGCCAUUGACCCCGCUCAGGACAGCCCCUCUAGCGACACCACCACCCUCACUGGUAGCAUGUCCGCCCCGGCCAACGAUCCCUCACCCACUCCUGUCCCCGCCCCAGCCCCGACGCCAGAAUCCACCACAGCGCCGCCAAACCCCCUCAUCUCCACUUUGGCCGUCACUGCCAAAAUGGCCCCUUUAGUCGAGCAGCAAAUGAGCAGUGACCCAGAGGAGCAGGAGAAAUCUGUCCCCGCUGAACCUGAACGGACUCAAAAAUCUGCCACUCCAAUACCACCAAAGCGUAGGCACUCCCCCAAACUAGCUGCCCUCAACGCUAAAACUAGCCCCCCUUUAUCACCACUCGCUGUGUCGUCCUCAUCCAUCCCUCCUGAAGUAGACCAAAAGAAACCUGCUCCUCACGCACCUGUCACCCCCCUCCCCCUGCAGCCACAAACCGCCACCAAUACUCCAGGUCAUGAUUCAGGUCCCGCUCCCCCAAAUCCUGGGUGUAGUGACACACACGAGCCCACUGAGGAGGCUGUCGAUAGCAACUUAUCCACAGCCAAAGACGAGGUCACGACAGCAAAACCACCUUCAGUCUCCCACAGCACUCCCAAAGUCCAGGAUCCUGAAGAACCUGCUCCUCUGGUUGCAGAUGUUUCUUCUCCUGAACCCGUUGCCCCAAGUCUUCACCCUGCACCCCCUGCCCCAGUCGCAAAUGAUCUUCUCAUAUCGCCGUCAGACACGUAUGACUUGCUAACACCUGACGGCACGAUGACCAGAGCUGGUGAGUUAGAGCUGACCAAUGGGACCAAAAGCCCCGCCCUGCCCCCAGCAGACCUGAUUAGCUUAGACAGCCCGCCCCCUGCCACCGCCCUGUCCAAUGGAGAUGGAACAGCCCUUCCCCCCUCGGGCUCAGUUCUGGAAGCAUCAGAGACUCUGGCCAAGACUGCGCCUCCUGACAACGAUGAGAAUAUUUUUCGUGAUGAGAAAAGCAAACUGGAUGAGGCCGCGUUCUCAAACGCCCUGAUGGACAUCACAGCAGAACACAACAGCAUCAUACAGACAAACCACAGCCAGAGCAAAGCAUGAUGGGACAGUGAAAAAAACCCCAAAACAUCCCAAAUAUUGUUCAGCACAAACACUGCAAGAGGUUUUGUGCCUGAAACAACACGAGCAACACUACCAAUAAGUUUACUGCACCCGAGGAGUUCUAGUUUACCUUUAGCUCAUCAGAGAUUAAGUUUAUUUUUUUAAUCCUUAUUUUAUUUAACCACUCAGAUUUACAUUUGACGAUACUUUAUAAGUUGAUUGCAAUUCCACACAAACGUGAUUAUUGUGGGGAAAUGUAAAAAAAAAA